AUGAAUUUCUCCAACCACAGCAACACCACGAGUGAAAACCUGUUUUCUAUUAUUCCAAAUCCAAACUUAAAUCUGGUCCAAGUCGUCUUCUUUACUCUGAUAUCAUUUCUUUUGGUGAUCGCUGCUCUUUCAUGUAAUACAUUUUUAAUCGUCAGUUUAGCAAAGAAAUCACCUGUGCCUCUCGGUGAUCAUUUAAUGAUCAACUUGUGUUUGGUCGAUUUUGUAAAAUCUUGCUUAUAUUUUAUCGUUUAUACAACAUCGACUGCAGUGAAUUCUUGGUUUUUGGGUUCCAUCAUGUGUAAAGUUUUACCUAACUUGCUGGAAGGCUGUAAAGCAUUUUCUAUUUGGAUUUUAACAAUUCUUGCGAGCAGUCGUUAUCAAGCUAUCAGCAAUCCACUGCGCCUAACAAAACAUGAAAAAUUGAAGAUAUAUCUGGUGUUAUUCAUUACCGCCUGUUGCAGUAUUGGUGCUAAAGUAUGGAAUGGGAUUAAACGAAGUAAUCAAUAUUACAUCGAAGGAACGACACGAUGUGUAGACGAUAUCUCUCUAAUAAGUCCUGAACGACUUAAUAUAGCUGUGGCUUAUUUCACUAACAUUGUGAUAGCACAGUUUCUACAAAUAUACUAUUUCAUUCGCAUAGCAUGUAUACUUUGGAAAAAUUCCAAACAUCUUGGAGAUAAUAAGUUGGAAUCAUCCCAAAGAUUGAAACGCAACAAGAAAGCAGUAAAGACUUUACUGACCAUGGUAGUUGUGUAUGAUGUCGUGGUUUUCCCAACUGCGAUACUCAAAACUCUUGCUUUAUAUAACACUGAUUUGUCAGCAUUUCGUGAGCUUAGCGAAAUAUUGCUGUUGGUUUAUUGCUCGUUUUAUUCCACUUUCUAUAUCUGGAGAGAUGAGACACUCAAGAAAACUGUUAUGCGAUUUCUUGCAACAUUAUUUUGUAGAGGUUAA
This is a messenger RNA of Paramuricea clavata, 951 nucleotides long. The record is from the annotation of a GenBank genome assembly. NCBI's taxonomy places the organism in Eukaryota, Metazoa, Cnidaria, Anthozoa, Malacalcyonacea, Plexauridae.